UUAUAUCCUCAGGGGGUUAUAAUUUGUUGAGUAUCACAGUAUCUUUAAGAAAAUAUUACUUUAAGUGAAUGUUAACAGAAACAGUUGCAUACUAAAGUGGUGAUUCAAUAAAAACAACACAAUUUGUUUGAAUAGUUGACAAAGUCGUUUACACCCAAUUGGAAGUACUAUUGACAAAACCUUUUAAGAGUUGAAAAAAAGCAAUUAGCCAGAGAGCCUUGUGAUCGAUAAACGUUAUAAGAACAUAUUUUAGCUUUUGGUGUUAUCCAGCCGAAGAGAUCAAUUACAUUUAAUAAACGGUUUAUAUUUGUUUUCAUUACAACUUUAUUUAAGGUCAAAUAUCGGUUGAAAUUUAAAGGAUAUUAUUGAACAUUUUAAACAAAAUGUGUUUAAAAGCUUUAUCGGGAAUAUUUCAAACAGAUUUACACUUCGACUGGUAUCAGACGAGUCAAUGGAGAUCCUACAGCGCACGGAUGGACGGGUCCGUCUGAAGCCCCUUCCGCUUUACGACAAGGAGAAAGUGGAGGUGUACCUGCAUCACACCCAGCGGGACGCCAUGUUCUCGUACAACCUUAGGGAGCUCGUCCUGCCUCCUAUAGAUGGAGACAAGGCGUUCUCUGUAACCAGGGACGACAGACUGGCCGAGCGGACUGGGAUCGGCUCUCGGAGCGCCCGGGUGCGUCGUGGGCGGAGAACGAGCAGGAAGCGUUCCAGCACCACGCCGAGUACCUCAAGCGCUUGUCCAAGCUCCGCGAGGAGCUGAUCAUGCAGGAGCAGAACAAUCUCGCGAACGCUUUGGAUCGACUGCGCAUGCGCUCU
This is a messenger RNA of Dreissena polymorpha, 819 nucleotides long. RefSeq lists its product as uncharacterized. The coding region runs from base 452 to 763 and encodes 103 amino acids. The record is from RefSeq and is a predicted model, not a curated record. Lineage: Eukaryota; Metazoa; Mollusca; Bivalvia; Myida; Dreissenidae. The transcript is spliced from 3 exons.